Messenger RNA from Osmia bicornis bicornis, 6119 nucleotides. Its product is annotated as octopamine receptor beta-2R-like. Bases 881 to 2191 code for a protein of 436 amino acids. Gene Ontology annotation, cellular component: membrane. Gene Ontology annotation, molecular function: octopamine receptor activity. NCBI's taxonomy places the organism in Eukaryota, Metazoa, Arthropoda, Insecta, Hymenoptera, Megachilidae. Gene Ontology annotation, biological process: adenylate cyclase-activating adrenergic receptor signaling pathway. The transcript is spliced from 5 exons. The record is from RefSeq and is a predicted model, not a curated record.
CAAACCCGACGUAUCCCGAGUCGGUUCAGUCGCGGCUCACUCGCCAUGCUGCGCGCAUUGUCAAUCACGCGUGUGUUUCUUCUACUUGAAACGUUGUCCUUACACGACAGUGAUCAUCCCUGAGGUCUCAUACGUAAGAAGAUAACGAAACCAGUGUCCACGUUAAUAAAAUAGAACCAGUGUAUUUUCUCGUUCCGUGUGUUUUCAAGCCCAUUUCGGUGGACUCCGAAACGUCAACAAUAUCCAUGCCGUUUGGGGAACGCGUGGAUCCCGUGGUGUCGGAAAUAAACGAGUGCAUCGAUUGAAGGAUAAUUUCUCUUGGAAUAACAGUUUUUUAAUAAGUGUCGUGUGGUGUGGAGAUGAGGCGUCCAGUGUACUCGGUGGUCCUAGUCGAUAGGUGGGCAGCGUCGAGACGCGCUGCGUAACGACGCUGGUCGCGAAUGGUGAGGGAACACGCGUGUGAAGUAUAGUGUGGAAAAAGUGAAGCCUGUGGCUGGGUUUCAUCCGUGGAUCGCUUGGUGUUGUUUGGAUAAUCGGGAUUAUUAGUCAUUAAAGUGCAGAUAAUGUCAUUAGUUGUCUCUGCCUCAGCUAUGUAAAAGGAGCCUCAGCAACGCUCCCUUCGUCCCGGUGAUCGUUCCUGAAGAUUCGCGACACCCACACCAAGCAACAUUGCACCCCGUCGUCGGUAUCGGCGAUAACGCUGGCAAUCGUCCCAGGGUACAAGAAACUUGGCAAGAGGCGUCGCCCUUUCCUCGAAGCGAUGAUGAAGGCCAACCUGGUACGUCGGCUGGUUGGCACGUCCGUGACCUAAGGCCGCCCGUCGGAUCUCUUCCGGUCGAAGAAGAGGAAGCAAGGCGAAGGGGAUACGCGGCUGCCGAGUAUGACGACGAUCGUGACUAGCUCCGAGCCGACCGAGGUGUCCUCGGUGGACGUGACUACCCUAUUGAACGCCAUCUCCUCCGAGGACAAUCAGUUCGUGAACGGUAGUUACACGAACGACCAGAAGUGGUCUGUACCGACUACCAUAGCGAAAGGUUGUCUGUUAGGCUCGAUCAUCGUGACGGCGGUGUUCGGUAACCUGCUGGUGAUGGUGUCGGUGAUGCGUCACAGAAAGCUGCGCAUCAUCACCAAUUAUUUCGUCGUCUCGUUAGCCCUGGCUGACAUGCUGGUCGCGAUGUUCGCGAUGACGUUCAACGCGAGCGUCCAAAUGACAGGCAGGUGGUUGUUUGGAUACUUCAUGUGCGACGUGUGGAACUCGUUGGACGUCUACUUCAGCACCAGUUCCAUCCUUCACUUGAUGUGCAUCUCGGUGGAUCGUUAUUGGGCGAUCGUGAAACCGCUCAAGUAUCCCAUCAUAAUGACCAAGAGGUUGGCCGCGUACAUGCUGUUAGCCUGUUGGAUCAUGCCCGCGUUCAUCUCGUUCAUGCCGAUCUUCAUGGGAUGGUACACCACAGUCGAGAACAGUAUGCACCGACAGAAACAUCCGGAACUAUGCGAGUUCAAGGUGAACAAGGUGUACGCUAUAUUCUCGUCGAGUAUCUCCUUCUGGAUACCCUGCACCAUCAUGACCCUCACGUAUUUCGCGGUCUUCAAAGAGGCCAACAGGCAGGAGAAACAGAUGCACAGCAGGAUGGGUAACGUGAUGCUGCUCAGCCACAGGCCCAGCAAGGAUCUGAAUAAUUUGAACGGGGAAUUGAACAGCGCUGGUUCCUCCAAGACUUUAACUUUGAACGAGAUCAGCACCGAUCAUUUGCACACACCCACUAAGGAUAAAAACAUCAUGAAGAUGAAGAGAGAGCACAAGGCUGCUAGGACGUUAGGCAUCAUCAUGGGUACCUUCAUUAUCUGUUGGCUGCCGUUUUUCUUAUGGUACGUUAUCACGACAUUGUGCGGCGACUCUUGUCCCUGUCCUGACAUCGUGAUCGCGUUACUCUUCUGGAUCGGAUACACGAAUUCGGCGCUGAAUCCGCUGAUCUACGCGUACUUUAACCGUGACUUCCGAGAAGCCUUUAAGAAUACACUGCAGUGCGCUUUCUGUUCGCUCUGCAGACGAGAGCCGUCCGACCUCGAGGCGCUCGACUUCCGUCGGCCGUCCCUAAGGUACGACGACCGCACUAAAAGUAUAUACUCGGAGACGUACAUGAAGCACGUCGACCGACGAAGAUCGAGCGAGUUUGGUAGCAGUCUCUGAGAUGAGAGUGUCAUCUUUGUACCGUAAAAGCUGCAUCCGCGUAAAAGACACGUAUAAAUACGUACACCCACCUAACACAUCGUUACAGUCGCCUAUACGUAUGCAACAAAAAUGGGCGCGUACAGAAUCGUCGACUAUAUACGUACAGAACGUGUAGUUCGCCUCGAGUGAUUCUCCGCCAUCUUGCCAAAAAUGAAAAUGAAACUGAAACUAAGAAUCUCGUCAAGUACUCGCGUUUUUUUUUCAACAUUCUUCAACGAUCUCGUGUGGUGUUCGAUCGUGACAGAGAAAUAGCAAUCAUCAAGCGACGUAUGACGACAUUAGAAAAGUAACAAAAAAUUCCCUAGGAGAUGUUGGAAACGCUAUCGAAUGUAAAACAUUCAGAAAAUUACUCCAGAAAAUUAAUUUUACAGUGUGUAAUGUUCAGAAUGACACUAACGAGAUCUCAUGUCCGAUUUCGAAUCGUCAAACGUUUCGCUGAAGCUAGAACGUAAACGAAAGCAUCGGUCUCGUCGAGUUACAUCACGUUGGCCCUAAAAGCAGAGGGAUCAACCGAUAGAAUUGCUGCAGAAACCGAAACCACACGCUGCCGAAAAGCACAGGGACACACGGGAAUCGGGUAACGAAUACAAAGGUAUAAUACGGUAGGUUUUCACAGGGAAAAUGGCCAUGCGAGGGGACGAAGGCCAAUAACCAUAACCUGCUAUAAUAUUCGAGAGCCACGCACUUUCCCUAGCUUAUACGAAACAUUAUCGUUCUCGACAAGCAACAAAAUCUUGGCGAGUAAAUGUUUAUAGGCAAGUGGUGCCUUAUAUUGCCAUUUUUCCUCUAGGGAAGAACCCCGUGCUCGGUUCUGUACUAGGAAUAAUGGCGAUGUAGGGAAUUUUUAUUUAUUAUCCAUAUUUUUUAGGUAUGCAAUUUUUCUAAAUUAACCUUAAUUAUAAUAUUCGGUAACUGGAUUCUUUUUCCUUUGUAUCGCCAUUUUCCCUAGGGAAGAGCCCAAUGCUAGGUACUGUAUUAGAAAAAAUGGCGAUAUAGGGAAUUUUUAUUUAUUACUCAAAUCUGUUAGUUAUUCAAAUUUCCUAAAUCAGUCUUAAUUAUAAUAUAAUGUGACUUUGGAGUAUUAUCACGAGUAGUGGAGCCUUUUCCCUCUGUAUCGCCAUUUUCCCUAGGGAAGCAUCUAUGCUCGAUACUGUACACGCAUCAUCAUUGCCAAAGAUAGUAUUUUUAAGUGAACUUUCCAUGGAUGAGAAGACACGCUUCGAGCUGGGAUCGAUCAAUCAACGAACCUCUAAAAAAAAAUACCGGAAAUCAAGGGAUAAUUUCGUUCACGAAGCUAUUUCCAAGCUGUACCCUUCGUCAGGAUGAAGAAAGAUGUUUCUAAAAGGGGAUGAUAGGUUUUUUUCGUCUAGAUUCAAUGAAUUUCGAACAAACGAGUCCUAUUGGGUGGCCAAGAGUGUUAUAUGGAACUCGAAUCCUUCUUCAACUCGCUUCUGUUGCGUUUUCUCUCAGACGAAUGCAAAUAUAAUGAAGAAGAGGAGAGAAUCUCGUAUUCGUGGAAUAGGCUUUUGAGUUUGAUUGGCAGAUCGAGAGCAUGCCUCUGAUGAUCAAGUGGAUCGGUUGAUGGGUACGCGGAAGCAAUAAAUAAACACAAAUCGAUUAGAUAAUCACUUUUGAUGAUUGACGAUCGAAAUAACACGAUUUUAGAAUUUUUUUAUACAUACAUAUAUUUAUUAUCUGAUUAUUUGAAUGUUUGGAAUAUUUGUAUAAAUUAAUCAAAUCGCUCUGGGUGAUUUGAAAAUUUUCGUAAGACCGUGUAUAAUUUAUAAUCAUUGUUAUUGUUCAUGUUUGAUUGUUUAUUUUAUGAUCGCGCCUGUUUCUAAGAAACUUUUAUAUUUUAUCGAGAUAGUAUUUAUAAUUCAUUGUUAAUUUGGUUUUAAGCAAACAGAUAUUUAUAGUCAGAAACAUAUCAAUAAUUUCUUGUUACGAACAUCAAAAUGAGCUUCCUUCGAAGAAAUUGCAAUUGUUGUUUAAAAUUUUUAAAAACGACAAUAGGGAUAAUUGAACCUUUCAUUUUUAAUUUACUUCAGUUGAAAAAACCGUGGAAAAUUUUGCGUCAUUUUUAGAAACAAUUAAUUAAACAAUAAACCAAGUAUCUUAUGGCGAGAUAUAUUUUAUGGUUCCAAAAAAUUAUUUAAUUUUCAUUAAAAAUUUACUUCACUUUGGCAAAUAUUAAUACAAUUAAAGUUCAAUAUAAACAGAAAAUUCCACCGAGGUGUUUGAAAAAUAUUAAAACAAAUUAAUGUCUUUGGAGUUGUGCAAAUCUUGCGAAAAAUAAAUAAAAUAUUGUAAUCUGAAUUUCCUGCUAAGAAAUGGAAUCGAAAGAGAAAAAAAAUGGAAAAAACAAUGCAAUAAUAUUGCUUCGUUAGGUAAUGCUUGGCAGUAAUUUAAUUCCUACACGUACGCGUAGUUUAAGUCGUUAAUUAACGUUAAAUUAAUUUAUACCUCAUCGUUGAAACGUCGAUUAUUGCGUAUUCGUUUCGUUAUUGAAGUCUGACAAUUUUAUCCGUGACACUGUUUAUCCUGUUUACCGUGUUAUUAUUUUAUUUUCGUUUGUUUCUCUUUUUAACUUUUCAUAAGGAUCAUCGUUUCUCUGUGAUAGAAUUCGUGAAUAUCAUCGUUACACACAUUUUGUAAAUAGCUUGUAAAUAUCAGCGUCGUUUAUCGAAAAAAAAAAAGAAAAAAACGGUGUCUUCUUUUCUUUCUCAUGGAGAAAAUUGUGUAGUCUGCGUGAAUAAUAUCAAAUAAAUCAGCGAUGAACGGAAAGUGUAUCGAAAAGUCGCGUUUCGUUAUGAUUUAUUAGUAGAAAAUUCAUUGUUUCUUCGAAACGCAACAUUUUAUAUUCUGUAAUUAGGAAAAUAUCAAACCGUGUUUGAUGAUUUUAUCUUUCUUUUUUAUAAUUAUACUGUAGGGAGAGAAAAAGGGUCGUCUGCCAGAUUCGUCGUCAAUGGGACUGACGACAGACGAUCCCUGCCCCAGACGCCCACAACCCCGCUUUUCGGAACUCGUAUACGGCCCUGUUGUUGCGGUUUUUUAUUCUUUGGGUCUGUCGUUCCUAGCGUACACCCCCGCUGUGGCACUUGCCGCAACAAUAGGGCCGCUUUUACGACUUGCUAUACAAACCGAGACGUAUCUACUGAAAACCGAGAAAUUUGUAAACGUUAUAUCUUGAAAACUAAUUAAAAUCGAGUGUAUUCAUUAAAGCUUAAUGAAUUUGUCUUGAGAAGCACUUUAACAUAAUCUGAAAAAAAAUAUAUGGUUCCAUUUAGAAAACAAAACUUGACCAUCGUAUCUCUUAAACUAAUAAUGCAAAAGAUUUUUCACUUCGGCCAAAACAUAAUUCCCUUUUUACCGUGCAAUUUCUAUAUCAGCAAUUUUUUGUAUCAUUAAUAGUUACGGAAUAACGGUUCAUUUGAGGCACAUUUGAAUCGCAUGCCGGGGGACCGCUAGCGAGAGAACAGCUCCAAUCCCGACGCCACCUGGCGGUCACCGACCCGAACUAAGGGCGUCCGGGGCGACUGGCCCCCCUUCCCCCUCCACUAAACGCCUACAAAGGUUGAAAAAUUAGAUUCGUCUCAUCGUUAAGAUUGUGUGAUACGAAUUUAUUCAGUUCGAUUGCGAUUUUGUGAUAAUCAUCGAUUGAUUUUUCAUUUUGUGAACUUUCCUGUUUGAAAGUGAUGUUAAGUUUGUUUUGUUAAAGAAAUUUUAAAGUAUUCUUGUACAAAUCAAUUUCCCCACAUAUCUGCAUGUAAAUCAUCCACAUUUUUGAACAACGAAGAUGUGUUAUGGAAUAUUCCUUGUUUCGUAUUUCAUCUCUUUUUUUGUAUCGGUUCGAUGAAAAUAAAGCUUGAUUAUAUUUCAGCCGUUA